Molecule: messenger RNA, 813 nt
Organism: Lachancea fermentati
Lineage: Eukaryota; Fungi; Ascomycota; Saccharomycetes; Saccharomycetales; Saccharomycetaceae
Source: the annotation of a GenBank genome assembly
AUGCUAUUCAAGCAGUGGAAUAAUUUUAGUGAACCAAGGCAUCACCUGGAUGCGCCCCUAGAAGAUACCACGAAUUUGGAAUCACUCCAAAUAUCGACUUUGCCAAAGGUAACUUUCUCAGGAUCACUUGACUUGAUGUCAUUCAGAAAAGUGGUUGUUAUUUCGAAAACUUUGGAGCCAUUGUUUCCUAAGCGUUUGAUAAAAUUGGAGCACAUUGCAUCAUUUCAGGGUACUUGGCAGACCAACACCACAGAGGAAUUUCGUUACCGCGAAGACUUUCAAGCAGAAGAGGCUGCUACAUCUAAGAAAACCGAACGAUCUAUCGAGUUCCCCAUGCAAAAAUUGGAUAAUAAUACUCUGCUCCUUUGUGUGGAAGAAAACUUCCUACACGUUCCUCCUAUAGUUUGGAAUAUACUCUCCAGAGAAAUAGUAGCAAAGUGCUCUACAUUGCAGUUUUUGGUGAUCGGAACUACUGAUAGGAUUGGAGAAGUUAAAUCGAUUGGUGCGCCUGGAAGUUGUCCUUUCGGUCAAGAAGAUCUGCCGCCUUUGGCGCCACCAGAAUUUAUCACCAACUUCACAGCUAGUCUAAUAGACCAAUUAAUUGCAUCUCACAUGAAAUUUAGUGGAUUUGUAGCGCCUAGUGAAGGGCCCUCUGGUUUUGAAAAGCUGUCUUUGGAAACUAUGGACAAGUUAAUUGACUUGUGUUGGCCCAUCGUAAACCACCUAAGUCGAGACUCGUAUGUUACGGAAUGCCACCGCUGUUGGAGAUUGAAUGGUACUGCGAUGGGAGCACAAACCGGUUUGUAUCUUUAA